Molecule: messenger RNA, 459 nt
Organism: Spodoptera littoralis (African cotton leafworm)
Lineage: Eukaryota; Metazoa; Arthropoda; Insecta; Lepidoptera; Noctuidae
Source: the annotation of a GenBank genome assembly
AUGGACUUCACUGUGACAUUUUUCGUUAUAACAAUAAUUUUUCAGAAUAUAUACGAUUGCAAUGGAAGAAAAUUCAGAAACAACUAUAGACUACAUCAGGCACAAAGGAGAAAUUAUAGACAAGAAGAGGAUUCAGACGAUUCAGAGAUAAAUAAUCAAAGAUAUUACAAUUACCAUCCUGGAUCAAAUACAAGGCGUAGUAAUUGGGCACAAAUACCUAAUGCAUCUGAAGAAACAUUUAGGAGACAUGGCGACCGUAGUUAUGAUAAUCUUAAUGUUAAUGUUAUAAAACUCGGGUCUACUGAAAUUGAUGACGGCCAAUUCAAUCUUAAAUAUACCGAUGCUAAAAUACUUCCACUACCGCAGGAAAAGUUUGUUUUAGCACUUCUAAAAUUACCUGACACUGUAAGUUUCCUGUUAAUAUUAAGUAUAAUAUUAAAAUCUAAUAAUUUUGCCUGA